Cantharellus anzutake is the source of this 1761-nucleotide messenger RNA. RefSeq names its product cell division control/GTP binding protein. Gene Ontology annotation, biological process: cytoskeleton-dependent cytokinesis. The transcript has 9 exons. NCBI's taxonomy places the organism in Eukaryota, Fungi, Basidiomycota, Agaricomycetes, Cantharellales, Hydnaceae. The record is from RefSeq and is a predicted model, not a curated record. Gene Ontology annotation, cellular component: septin complex; microtubule cytoskeleton; cell division site. Bases 184 to 1503 code for a protein of 439 amino acids. Gene Ontology annotation, molecular function: GTPase activity; GTP binding; molecular adaptor activity.
UAGCACGUUUCGAGAAAUAAACCUUUCAAUUUUGCUUCCAUCAUCCUCAUCCUCUCGACCUAUCACUCACUCCUUGACUCUUACUUCCAACCCGACCUAAUCCAACUCACUCCUCGUACUCGGGGGCUGAUUAGCUUUUUAACCUCUUCCUCUCAACUAACGUGACCUGCAAAAAAGCACAAUAUGAGUGAUACGGAUUCCUACCCUACUGGGCCCAACGGCUAUGCACCUUCAGGCGUUAGCAGCCCUCUCAGUGUCGCUGGGACUGCCGGUGGCGGCAUGGGUUCUGUCCCCAAUGGAGCCAUCGUUAGGAAGAAGUUGACUGGCUACGUCGGUUUCGCCAACCUGCCCAAUCAAGUCCACAGGAAGAGCGUUCGAAAGGGCUUCCAGUUUACUUGGGAGUCGGGUUUGGGUAAAUCAACUUUGAUCAAUACUCUAUUCAACACCACCCUCUAUCCCGAGAAGGAGCCGCUUCCACCCAGUGCAGAGCGCCCGAACACUGUUGCUAUCGAGAGUAUCAGCGCAGACAUCGAGGAGAACGGUGUGCGUCUGCGUCUCACUGUCGUCGACACUCCUGGUUUUGGUGAUUUUGUUAACAACGACAACAGCUGGAAACCCAUCGUCGAGAACAUUGAAGCUCGUUUCGACGCCUAUCUCGAACAAGAAAAUCGUGUAAACCGCCGCAGUAUCGUUGAUAACCGCGUCCAUGCCUGCUUGUACUUCAUUCAACCCACAGGUCAUGCAUUGAAGCAGAUUGACAUCGAGUUCAUGCGCCGUUUGCACACCAAGGUUAACUUGAUACCCGUUAUCGCCAAAGCGGACACGUUGACGGAUGAUGAGGUCCUCGCCUUCAAGCAACGCGUGCUGGCGGAUAUUGCCUACCACAAAAUUCAAAUUUUCCAAGCCCCCAUCUACGACAAUGAAGAUGAGGAGACAGUUGCUGAAAAUGAAGAAAUCGCUUCAAAAAUUCCAUUCGCCGUUGUUGGGUCUAACCAAGAAGUUCGCUCUGCCGAUGGGCGUAUUGUCCGUGGGCGCGCCUACCCAUGGGGUGUGAUCGAAGUAGACAAUGAGGACCACUGCGAUUUCGUCAAACUUCGUCAAAUGCUCGUGAGGACAUACAUGGAAGAAUUGCGCGAACAAACCAACUCUGUGCUGUAUGAGAACUACCGGAGCGAGAAGUUGCUCGCUAUGGGUGUUACACAGGAUACAUCUGUAUUCAAGGAGAUCAAUCCUGCCGCAAAGAGUGCCGAGGAGCGUGCACUACAUGAGGGUAAACUCUCAAAGAUGGAAACAGAGAUGAAGGUGGUCUUCCAGCAGAAGGUCCAGGAGAAGGAAGCCAAACUCAAGCAAUCCGAGGAGGAAUUGUACGCACGGCAUCGCGAGAUGAAAGAUGCACUUGAGAAGCAACGUUUGGAACUUGAGGAUAAGAAGCAGAGGCUUGAAACUGGUCGACCCCUCACCCCCGAGAAGAGCACCAAGAAGCGAGGUUUCCUCCGUACAUAAGGCCUCGUCGCUUGGUUUCGCGUGUGCUUUCAGAUUGUCGUUCUUCUCUUUCGUCCAUUCUAUAUUGCAUCAGAAAGAAUGUUCCUCUUCUUUUUAAUCUGUUCCUGAGAAUCCUCAGUUCUCUCUCCAUUCCUCCGCCUUUCACACCACUUAUCUCUCUUUCGAUACCAAGACCCAAUCGUUGCCCACUGACGGAAUUUUUGGUUCUUUUUUCGUCAACGUAACGUAACGACAUCACGCUCCUUGUUGGCCAGCUAU